AUGAAUUUACUUCACUCAUCCUGUUGUAACACCUCUGCUGAACUUUUGAACAAAUCUUGGAAUGGAGAGUGCUAUCAAACCCUCAGCAUGGUGGAUGCCGUCAUCCUUCCUUCCAUGGUUGGGAUCCUCUGUUCAACAGGGCUGGUUGGCAACAUCCUCAUUUCGAGCCGUGCAUCUUUAGAUGACCAUCCAAAGGCUUGGCUGGGACCGGAGCACCCAGCCCCAGGUCCAGGAAAAAAAAUGAUUCCUGACAUUUUUAUCUGUAGCCUGGCUGUGGCUGAUCUGGUCCACAUCAUUGGAAUGCCAUUUCUUAUUUACCAGUGGGCCCGAGGAGGACAGUGGGUGUUUGGGGGGCCUCUCUGCAGGAUCAUCACAUCCUGCAACCAGUUUGCCUGUAGUGCCAUCAUGACUGUAAUGAGUGUGGACAGGUACUUGGCUCUCGUCCAGCCAUUUCGACUGACAAGCUGGAUAACCAGGAACAAGACAAUCUGCAUCAAUCUGGGCCUCUGGGCAGCUUCCCUCAUUCUGGUGUUGCCUGUCUGGGUCUACUCGAAGGUCAUCAAAUUUAAAGACGGCGCUGAGAGUUGUGCUUUUGAUUUAACAUCCCCUGACGAUGUACUCUGGUAUACUCUGUAUUUGAUGAUACCAAGUUUCUUUUUCUCUUUGCCCUUGAUUUUGAUGCACUAUAUUUUAAUUUUAUGCUAUACUUGGGACAUGUAUCAACAGAAUAAGGAUGCAAGACGCUACAAUCCCAGUGAUCCAAGGCAGAGAGGGAUGAAGCUGACCACGAUGGUGCUGGUGCUGGAGGCGAUCUACCUGAGUGCCGCCCCCUAUCACGUGAUGCAACUGGUGAACUUACUGGUGGAGCGGCCCUCAGAGGCUUUCCAUCUGAGAUAUCACCUCUCCAUUUGUCCCAGCUAUGCCAGCAGUAGCAUCAACCCUUUUCUCUACAUCCUGCUGAGUGGAAAUUUCCAGAAACGCCUGUCUCAAGUGCAAAGGAGAGUGACUGAGAAGGAAACCAACAAUGUGGAAAACAUCUUGAAACAGAGCUUUGAGGAGAGUACAUGGAUCAUAAAAGUCCAGACAGGAAGGCUGCAAACUGGAAGCAGGACCAUAGAAUCUCAGAAUGUGAGCAAAGGAAUGAAUCUCAGUGAUCAUCCGGCCCAAGAACCAGAGUCUAAGAGAGGAAACCGGGCUUUCCAAGAGCAGCAGCAACUGACGAACGUCGCCCGAGCCCACCACUGCCCACGCUCAGCCCAGAGUUCCUCCCGCUGUGACACACUCACGCCCCAUGUCCAGUGA
Cervus elaphus (red deer) is the source of this 1302-nucleotide messenger RNA. RefSeq names its product melanin concentrating hormone receptor 2 (gene MCHR2). Gene Ontology annotation, cellular component: membrane; neuron projection. The record is from RefSeq and is a predicted model, not a curated record. Gene Ontology annotation, molecular function: neuropeptide binding; G protein-coupled receptor activity. Gene Ontology annotation, biological process: neuropeptide signaling pathway. NCBI's taxonomy places the organism in Eukaryota, Metazoa, Chordata, Mammalia, Artiodactyla, Cervidae.